UCUGCCCCUUCGCCCCGCACUUCGCUCAACUCUUAGAUAAUUUUAUGGCUUUACAAGAGGAAAAACAAGCUCAGCCCUUUGCAGACAUCUUUGAUGAAGAUGAAGCUGAAAAAUCAUUUCUGUUGUCCAAGCCCACUUGCUUAAUUAUCCUUGGAAAGCCAGGUUCUGGAAAGAAAACAUUAGCUAGAAAACUAGCAGAAAUAUGGAAAUGUGUUUUCAUAGAAGCUUUGGAAGUAAUUCAAACAAAUAUUCAUGAAGAAACAGAAUAUGGGCUUAAGUGUCAAGAAUUGCUUUUUAAAGGUCAAAGUAUUUCUGAAGAACUGGUUACAGAAAUGAUUCUGAAAAAGAUUGAGUCACCAGAAGUUGCUCAUUUUGGUUAUGUUCUCAGUGGAUUUCCUUCUCUCUCAGAGGAAUACAUGACUGUUUCACAGCAAAUAGAGAAAAUAAAAAAUUUAAAACUAAAACCGGAUUUCCUGAUUAACAUUAAGUGUUCAGAUUAUGACUUAUGCCAAAGAAUAUCAGGACAAAGGCAACACCCUGAUUCAGGGCAGGUAUAUCAGAGGAGCCAGUGGGAUCCUAAUGUUAUUGAAAAACAUAAGAAAGAGAAAGAUCAGCUUGAAGAAGCUAAUGAAGAAGAAGAUGAAGAGCAGGAAGAAGAAGAGGUAAGUAUUGCUAAUUUCUAACAGUAUCCACUUAUGAUGUCAGAAUUUUUGCAUCAACUAGUGCAGAGGCCUGAAGAUAUUCUUGAAAAUGCAGAGGAAAAAGUUGGAACGUAUAAAGAUAUAAUGCUUCAUCCUUUAGAAGACUUGAUGGCUGAACAGGAUUGUCAAUAUCUUAUUGAACUGGAUGGAAAUCAGAAACCAGAUGAUCUCUUUGUAUCAGUGGUAGUCCGACUUCAAUCUCUGGGUGUUCAAAAUGGAGCUCCUAUAACUAGACUUCAAAGUCAGCAAGAAGAAAUGCCGGAGAGACUGGAAAAUGAUGAACUUUUCCGGGUUCUGUCAUCUUACAAACUAAUAGCACACAGAUAUCGAUGGCGUAGAAGCAGGUGGGGACAAGCAUGUCCUGUGGCUCUAAAGGAAGGUGAUAUUGUAAUGGGAAACCCAGACUUGGCUGUCAGUUUUCUAGGUAAAAUGUACGUACUGUCAACCCCAGAAGCAUUGAAAACAUUUAUGCUGAAUCCACGGCCUUACCUGUUACCACCAAUGCCACUUCCUCCUUGUAAAGUAUUAGUAUUUGGUCCUGCAUUCUCUGGAAGAACGACUAUUUGUAACCUAAUUGCACACAAAUAUAAAGGAAAGGUAGGUUCAUAA
Messenger RNA from Gavia stellata (red-throated loon), 1310 nucleotides. RefSeq names its product adenylate kinase 9 (gene AK9). The record is from RefSeq and is a predicted model, not a curated record. Gene Ontology annotation, biological process: AMP phosphorylation. Lineage: Eukaryota; Metazoa; Chordata; Aves; Gaviiformes; Gaviidae. Gene Ontology annotation, cellular component: cytoplasm. Gene Ontology annotation, molecular function: nucleoside diphosphate kinase activity; AMP kinase activity; ATP binding. The transcript has 12 exons.